AUGCGCCCGGGGGCGGCGUCCCGCCUGCUGCAUAAUUCAGAGCGCGGGCGCCGCGGCAGCGGCCGCGGCCGCUGUUUGCAGACGGCGUCCAGAAGAAGGCGCAGAGCGGAGAGCGGCAGGCGAUCGAUGCGCGCCCCUGUCCUACACGGACCGCGAUCACCGGAUCCUGGUGGUGAGCGAGGCGCCACCUCAAGUGCGGGCGCCGCGGCGCGCGCUGACGGAUUUACGGCAGCGCCGUAUCAGCCGCAGCCACUUAGCCGGAGCGUCCCUCGUUACUGGCGGCGGCAGCUGCGCGCCGCGCCUGCUCCUGCUCUGCUGCCCCGGCGUGCUGGCGAUAACCCCGGCCUCCUGUCGCCGCCCGCCGCCUUCCGUCUGCCUCCUGUUGGCCGCGUGUGCGCGCCGCCAACCGAGACGGCUCCAUCUGUGGUAGCAGAGCGCGCGGCGACGCGCUACAAGCGGCUCGCGCCACGUAAUCCCGUCCAGGCAAGGCGCGGCGCGGCCCGGCGAGGCGCGGCGUGUGGGCGUGGCCGGCGACAGGCCCCUCCCACCGCCUCCCGGCAUGCAGCGCGCCCCGCCGCCCGGAAAACGCGCCGCCGGCGCUAUCUGGCGGCGGUUCCGAGAAGCCCCCAGCCCCGCUGCCCCGUUGCCACUGUGGAAAAGGCAGCUGCCACGGUUAUUGCAUCCUCGAGCAUCGGCUGGCUGCAGGGCGCUUCAUCAGCUCGCGCGAGGACGACACAGGCUGCAACAUUUCAGCAGCAAGUGCCGGAGAUCCAUUCAUGUGAAAACAGUCUCUUACUGGCAUAA
This is a messenger RNA of Schistocerca gregaria, 804 nucleotides long. RefSeq lists its product as uncharacterized. The transcript is spliced from 4 exons. Lineage: Eukaryota; Metazoa; Arthropoda; Insecta; Orthoptera; Acrididae. The record is from RefSeq and is a predicted model, not a curated record. The coding region runs from base 1 to 804 and encodes 267 amino acids.